AUGUGUCUUGGCUGUACGCCGACUUUUUUUUGCCUGCGAAGCCUAGAAACACCGACAAGACAGGGGCUCUGGCACUCUAUCUUGUGUCAAUACCCGUAUUUUGUUUCUGGCUUCGAGAAUGCUAACCUGGACAUGGGAAAAUUUGUCCCAGUCAGGGCCAGCGGGAGCUAUAACCAAGGGACCUCUUUCCAGAAUUUAGAAGUACAAAAGGUUCCCGAAAUCUUACCUUCAGGGGAUUUCAUGUUAAGAUCUCCUACCUGGAGACAUAAACUACAUACAGGGCUUCAUACAAGCCUCUGA
Morchella sextelata is the source of this 300-nucleotide messenger RNA. RefSeq lists its product as uncharacterized. Bases 1 to 300 code for a protein of 99 amino acids. The transcript is spliced from 7 exons. NCBI's taxonomy places the organism in Eukaryota, Fungi, Ascomycota, Pezizomycetes, Pezizales, Morchellaceae. The record is from RefSeq and is a predicted model, not a curated record.